AUGGCGUCUUCCAUGCGUCUUCCGGUGGGCACCAUAUUCCCCAGCGCCCGACCUAUCUCCCUGAUCGCCCAGUCCUUCGCCUCCGGCUCGCAGUACCAGCAAUGCCGUUCCUUCUCGGCGGCGGCGCAACGAUGGGCCUACCGAUCGCAAAACUUCAAGCCCAGCUCCCCUGCGCAACCGUCGAUGAAGUCCCGUGCAAAGGAUGUGAUGAUGCACCAGCUGCCGAAUGAUAUUGGUCUGCUGCCGGGUACCUUUGUGCGGCCGAUGUGGAAGGACAUGCCCUCGAUUUUCCAGGAACCGCGGGACCGGCUCCGGAUGGAAUGGACUUGGUUGAAGAGUGUCUUCCAGGGUUACGCCAGUGUUCUGAUGUACUGCAAGAGGGACCUAAUUAAUGUCCCCUUCAUCGCAGACCAAUUGCAAAAGCCCCGUAUUGGACCCAUCACCAUUCCCUUCUUCAAGAUCUUCCAUCGCAUCCCCCGAAAAAUGAUCGCCAAGACCUUGUACACCCGGAUGUACUCCAACCUUGCCGAUGGAAACAUCCCUGAAAUCAAACGCAUCUGCUGCGAAAAGCUCGCCCAAAAACUCACCAACCAAAUCCAGAACCGCCGCGCAAACGAGAGGAUCGUCUGGAAACUAGUCGGCAGAAAAUUCAGCGGCGUACGCGUCAUGGCAGACCGCGCCGUCAAAAUCCCCGACAUGUCCAACUCCGGUAUCCGCCAGAUGGUCGUCCGUCUAGCUUCCAGACAGUCCAUGACCACUCUCGUCGGCGGACGAGAGGUCGCCCCCGCCAAGGAACAGGAUUGCGUCGAGUACGUCGUUAUCCAGCAACUUAUCUGGCACGGCAAGCACGCCGACUGGCAGAUCUGGGGUACUACCCAGGCAACUGAUAUGAAGACCCUGAACACCGACCCAGCCUUUGCCCCGGGUCUCACUGCCCUGGAGCGUCUCGAGGCUAUAAAGAACAUGGGACCUGGUGGCGGUAGUCUUUAG
This is a messenger RNA of Penicillium daleae, 990 nucleotides long. RefSeq lists its product as uncharacterized. The coding region runs from base 1 to 990 and encodes 329 amino acids. The record is from RefSeq and is a predicted model, not a curated record. NCBI's taxonomy places the organism in Eukaryota, Fungi, Ascomycota, Eurotiomycetes, Eurotiales, Aspergillaceae. Gene Ontology annotation, biological process: protein insertion into mitochondrial inner membrane from matrix. Gene Ontology annotation, cellular component: mitochondrion; mitochondrial inner membrane. The transcript has 3 exons.